ACAGGGAGAAUGAGAAACCGGAGUCAUACGAGUCACAGAAGAUGCUGUGUAGAUUUAAGAAGGGGGACGGCAGACCAUUCCAAAGCUCUUUUCUCCCGUUAUGGCUCAGAACUGAAAACAGGAUUACCUCAUGCAUCUCAUCAUAAAAACACAUGUUGCCUCUGAUCAGGAUUUUCAACGUUGAGUCUGUGGGGAUUUAAUCAGGGUUUACAGUGCAAGUGUUAGGGCUGGCCAAAGGACGACCUGCCAAACAACAUCUGCAUGGACUGAGAUCUGUCCUCCAUCAGACUAGACUGGCAGCUACGUGGACACUUGGAUUUGUGGACACUUUGGACCGGCGCUGUGCCGUCUGCGAUGUUGAUGACACUCUGCUGCUUCCUCGAACCCCACGGGUUGGGCUGGAUCAGAAUGGGAGGUUAAAAGGGCAAAUAACAUCAUGGGAGGCAAACAAAUGAAAUGCCUCAGUUCAUCCAGUCCAGCACACACACCCAAGGAAGAGUACAUUAUUGCCAAAUCUGAAGAUUCAGGAGAGCUAGUGUGGAACCACACAGAGCAACCACAAAGCCUAGAGCAUGUAGUGAAAUCCUCAGCCACAGAGCCAUCUCCUGGCCCAGGGCAUGAUGGGACAGAGGAAAGCAGCACAUGGGAGGAACAGCUAUGUGCCCAGCAGGAACAGCUGGAGAAGGAGAUGCAGGAGACCAGGAAAAUGAUGAACAGGCUUCAGGCCUUACUGCUGCAUGGCUCUCUACCUGAAGACGAGCAGACAUCUACCCUGAGCUUUGGAGACAGUACCAGCUCAGAGCAACAGCUGAUUUUAACCCGGAGUCGUCUUGACCAGAGUGUGGAGGAGUCUUUAGAUCUGAAGAGAGAACUUUUAAGAUACAAGCAGGAGGCACAUAAUCUGCAGGCUAUAAAAGAUGCCUUGCAGCAGAGAAUGUCUGUGCAGGAGGACUCAGUGCUGCAGCUCAAGCAGGAGCUUCUCAGAUCCAGCAUGGCCAGAGAGGAGCUGGAGGGACAGAAUGUCGAACUAGAAAGAAAGCUGAGUGAACGGAACAGAUUGCUGAGUGAAUAUAAAAAAGAACUCGGGCAGAAAGACAGACUUCUUCAGCAGCAGCGAGCAAAACUGGAUGAAGGAUUGCUCAGGAUCAGUGAAAGCUUUCAUAGGUUGUCAGGCUGUGAGAAUAAUGUCUACAGUCACAUGAUGGACACAUCCUCUGAUGUUUUCCAACACAGAAUGAGGGAUGAGCUACAGCUGGUGCGAGAUGCUCUGCGCGGUCUUGGGGACAGUUUCAGUGGUCAUGACCCGCAGCACCACACGCUGGAAACGCUGGAGCAGGGAGUGAACAAUCUGGUGGACCGUCUCCACACCACAGAGAACAAGAAAAGGCAGGAGAGAAAGAGCUCAACUAGGUCUCCUGGACGAAAAGCCAAUCACGCAGACCGAGAAUCAUGGCCAUCAAGCUCAAAGAUGGCUCAUUCUCACAGUAGCCCCGUUCUUAGUGCAGCAGCCUCAACCAAAGUUAAAAUGCCAUUUUAA
This is a messenger RNA of Carassius gibelio (silver crucian carp), 1537 nucleotides long. Its product is annotated as dixin-A-like. The record is from RefSeq and is a predicted model, not a curated record. Gene Ontology annotation, cellular component: cytosol. Lineage: Eukaryota; Metazoa; Chordata; Actinopteri; Cypriniformes; Cyprinidae. The transcript has 13 exons. Bases 437 to 1537 code for a protein of 366 amino acids. Gene Ontology annotation, biological process: canonical Wnt signaling pathway.